CGACGAGAGACCUGGUAGCCAGUCCAGGAAUUUUACAUGCACUGGAGGGUCUCCGCCCCAUUCCGGCUUUGCAUGGGCAGAGAGGAUGGCUGCAUCAAAGAAUGUCCAUUGGGCAAGAGCAAACUGUGGUGGCGUUGUGACUAGACAAGCGCAGCGAAUGAUGCAUACCUACCAGUGCUCCUGCAAUGUAUACGCCUACUGUACGACGGUGCUUUCCUAAGGUAAAUUCUGGGAAAGGAUUGAGGCAGACACGACGGGGGUCGUAGUUGGCACGAGGGAGAGACAUAGUAGUAAUGGGCAAGAUCGCGGUAAAGGACAAACCUUGCUAUCUUCCACGAUGAGUACACGAGUUUGGCCACUGUCCGUCGACGACCGUCAAGCACUCAUCAAGGCUGCCUUCGAGGCAAAGGAGCAUUCUUACAGCCCUUACUCAAAGUUUCCUGUCGGCGCUGCUCUAAUGGCUGCAGACGGCUCCAUCAUCAAGGGAGCUAAUAUCGAGAAUGCAUCCUAUGGCGGAACUAUCUGUGCUGAGCGAACGGCCUUUGUCAAAGCGGUCAGUGAAGGCAUUAAAUCAUUCGUUGGGCUCGCCGUCACGACCAACGUACCGGCUACAAUCUCGCCUUGCGGUGCGUGUCGUCAGGUCAUUCGUGAAUUCUGCGCCCUCGACAUGCCUGUGCUCCUCGUACCUGGAGAUUAUCCAAAAUCACCAGACGACAAGAGGGACCAAGGAAAGUCUGGUAUGACUGAAGGCGGCGUGCGAGAGACGAGUCUUGGCGAGUUGCUGCCCGAUAGCUUUGGGCCAGAGCAUUUGGAACUUCCUAGAAAGUGA
Molecule: messenger RNA, 829 nt
Organism: Guyanagaster necrorhizus
Lineage: Eukaryota; Fungi; Basidiomycota; Agaricomycetes; Agaricales; Physalacriaceae
Product: cytidine deaminase
Exons: 5
Coding region: 338-829 (163 amino acids)
Cellular component (GO): cytosol
Molecular function (GO): zinc ion binding; cytidine deaminase activity
Source: RefSeq, a predicted model, not a curated record